This is a messenger RNA of Lagenorhynchus albirostris (white-beaked dolphin), 2577 nucleotides long. RefSeq names its product GA binding protein transcription factor subunit beta 2 (gene GABPB2). The record is from RefSeq and is a predicted model, not a curated record. NCBI's taxonomy places the organism in Eukaryota, Metazoa, Chordata, Mammalia, Artiodactyla, Delphinidae. The coding region runs from base 210 to 1553 and encodes 447 amino acids. The transcript is spliced from 9 exons. Gene Ontology annotation, molecular function: transcription cis-regulatory region binding; protein binding. Gene Ontology annotation, cellular component: nucleus. Gene Ontology annotation, biological process: positive regulation of transcription by RNA polymerase II.
GCGAGGGGGGGGUUAAAGGCCCCCAAAAUAUGCAUAUGUGAAAAGGUCAAAAAGUAACCGUCAGUGACAGGGAGUCUUAACUAGAGAAGGAAACAGGACCAAACUGGCGGGCUCGGUGAAAACACAGCCGGCAACGUCCCGGACGAGGAGGCAGCUUUCCUUGUGUUUGAGUGACAGCUUCCCAAAAAUUUGUGUUCCUAUGCAUAAAGAUGUCUUUGGUGGACUUGGGGAAGAGGUUGCUAGAAGCAGCAAGAAAAGGCCAAGAUGAUGAAGUGAGAACAUUGAUGGCAAAUGGUGCCCCAUUCACCACAGACUGGCUUGGAACAUCACCCCUCCACCUUGCAGCCCAGUAUGGUCAUUAUUCCACAGCAGAAGUGCUCCUUCGAGCAGGCGUUAGCAGGGAUGCCCGGACCAAAGUGGACAGGACCCCCUUGCACAUGGCUGCAGCUGAUGGACAUGCACACAUCGUGGAACUACUUGUUAGGAAUGGUGCAGAUGUGAAUGCCAAGGACAUGCUGAAGAUGACAGCUUUGCACUGGGCCACAGAGCACCACCAUCGAGAUGUUGUAGAGCUACUUAUCAAAUAUGGAGCUGAUGUCCAUGCUUUCAGCAAGUUUGAUAAAUCUGCCUUUGACAUAGCCCUGGAGAAAAACAAUGCUGAGAUUCUGGUCAUCCUUCAGGAAGCAAUGCAGAAUCAGGUGAAUGCUAAUCCUGAGAGAGCCAACCCUGUGACUAUGGGUACCCCAUUCAUCUUCACGUCAGGAGAAGUUGUCAACCUCGCAAGCCUUGUUUCUUCAGCCAGCACCAAAACAACCUCAGGUGACCCCCAUGCCUCCUCAACAGUACACUUCUCAAAUUCUACCACCUCAGUGCUGGCCACCCUUGCAGCUCUUGCUGAGGCAUCAGCCCCCCUCUGCAACUCACACAGAGCCACAGCUAAUUCAGAGGAAAUCAUAGAAGGAAAUUCUGUUGACUCAUCAAUCCAGCAAGUGGUGGGGAGUGGAGGCCAGAGGGUCAUCACCAUAGUGACUGAUGGAGUCCCUCUGGGUAAUAUCCAAACUGCAAUCCCUACUGGAGGCAUUGGCCAGCCAUUUAUUGUAACUAUGCAAGAUGGACAGCAAGUUUUAACUGUACCUGCUGGUCAGGUUGCAGAGGAGACUGUCAUUGAAGAAGAGGCAGAAGAAGCAGAGAAAUUGCCACUGACUAAGAAACCAAGGAUAGAAGAGAUGACAGACAGUGUGGAGGAAAGCAAGGAAGGCACUGAAAGAGAGCUACUUCAGCAGCAACUCCAGGAGGCUAAUCGAAGAGCCCAGGAAUACCGACACCAGCUCCUAAAGAAAGAGCAGGAGGCAGAACAGUACCGCCUCAAGCUAGAGGCCAUGGCCCGACAACAGCCCAAUGGAGUUGAUUUCACCAUGGUUGAAGAGGUGGCUGAGGUAGAUGCUGUAGUAGUUACAGAGGGGGAGAUGGAGGAGAGAGAGACAGAAGUGACUGGGGCAGUAGGGACCACAGAGCCUCAUACUGGAGUUUCCAUGGAAACUGUUUCAACUUAAUGUGCAAGGGCCACAGCUUGUGCUGUGCCUAUCUUUUUCCUCUUUUUAAAAGAAAAUACAAAGGACAAACAUUGUAUAAAAAUUAAGAAUGUCCUAAAGAAGAAAACUAUAGCAGGGUACAGAGUUUGGGCUCAGGAAGGCUCUCUAUGCAACUGGAAAAUUCAAAGCCAAAUUUAGGGAACAAGUCUUCUGAGGGACCAAAAGAAUAAGGACCAAAUUUCUCAGCUCACUUCAUUGCUUGAAGCAUAGAGGUAAAAGAAUGCUGGAUGUUGCAGAUUGAUUGUUUUUUAAAUAACUGACUUUCUAUGAAAAGAUUUUAAAAUAAUAUUCCUAAUAUGGACACACCCAGAGCCUUUAAUAUUAUAGUUGUACCAUCAAGUGACCUGAAACUGCCUUAGAUUUAUGAUGUGUACCUGUUAGAGGAGAAACCUAAUUGGAAGGAGGGAUUAGAUGCAAGUUCUGGGGAAGAGAAAGAAAUAUAUUCCACUUCCAAAGGAGCAGGCAGGCACUCCCCACUAUCCUGAGUUAAUUUCACUGAAAAGAAAUGUGUGAUUGCCUGACUAAAUUUGCAUCCAUUGUGUGUCCAUAGCUCAGAUGCCAGUUUAAGAAACUGAAAUAGAAUUUUUAAAAACUGGAAAGGAGAGAAGUGUAUAUAAAUCCAAAAUCCUCCAGGCUGUGCCUCUACAAUGCUGGAAAGUGGCCAGAAAGAGGCUCAUGGGGUUAGGAAACAAUCUGGUCCUGAGAUACCAACUUUGCUCUGGCUGGAUUUUAUGAAAUCGCAAUCCGGAGGGUAGUCUGUUGUCAGAACAACUUGCUUCCAACCAUUUAUUUAUGUAAUACCAAGCUUUAAUAUCAACUUUCUAAUUUCAUAAAACUUUGUUGAGUUUUCUAAGUGUGCCUUUCUGUGGAACUUACAUGGUAUCCUCUCAUAUGCAAGAAAAGACAGGGGGAGAGAUGAAUGCUGAGGAUGUUGUAUAGCUUUCUCCAUCUGAUUUGGGUUGAGUAAAUUGCUCUAUUUCCUUAA